AUGGGGAUGAAAGAAUUAGCAGUAUGGAUUGUAAGGCUCUCGGUGGCAUGUGCUUUGAGAGUGUCUCUGAAACCAGCAAGAGCUCCCAACCACAACAAGAGAAUCUGUAGCACCUGGGGAAACAGCCACUUUAAGACCUUUGAUGGAGAUGUCUACCAGUUUACUAGCACCUGUGACUACAACUUUGCCUCUGACUGUCACAACUCACUUCCCAAGUUUUCUGUUCACAUCCAGCGGGCAGAUACAGAGGGCAAACUUCUCAUUGAAUCUGUGGUGAUAACCAUCAAAGAUUAUGUCAUCUUCUUGACUAAGGACACUGCUGUUGUCAAUGGGGAAAUAAACUGUGCAGACUACAAGGCCAUAGUACCCCUAUCAUACCCCGACUCCUCAGCAAUCUUUAGUGUUACUUUAUCUUUUAACCUGGAAAUUCUGUUAAAAGCCAAGAAAUGUCCAUUCAACAUGAUCUAUGAAGAGAGCCGUUCUCCAUGUUUGGAUACCUGUUCUAAUCAGGAUGCCAGCAAACUGUGUGAAGAACAUGCUAUGGGCGGCUGCUUUUGCCCCCCAGGAAUGGUUCUGGAUGACCUUUCAAAUACUGGUUGCAUACCAGCCACAGAGUGCAAAUGCUCACUGCAUGACACACAGUUCAACCUGGGAGAGAUCGUCAAGCAGGAGUGUGAGGAAUGCCUGUGUAACGCCGGUAAAUGGAUGUGUAAGAACCUGCCAUGUUCUGCAACCUGCUCUGUGGAAGGUGGAAUCCACAUCACCACCUUUGAUGGAAAGUCCUAUACUUUCCAUGGCAACUGCUACUACAUCCUGACAAAGAUUCCUGGAGUCAAGGGCUUCACUGUUUUAGUAGAACUAAUUCCAUGUGGCACUCAGCAGCUGGAUGCUUGUAUGAAAACUAUGGUACUUCUGCCAGAUAACAACAGGAACAACGCAUUGUCUUUUAAAACAGACGGGAGAGUUUUUCAGAAUAAUGCUGAAAUCCACUUACCCUACGUAACAGCCAACAUUAAGAUCUUCAAGCCUUCAUCUUUUCACAUCAUGAUCCAGACAGAGGCUGGCCUUCAGAUUCAACUACAACUGGUUCCCAUAAUGCAAAUUUACGUUGCAUUGGAUCAGUCCAACAAAAAAAAGAUGGAAGGUAUGAUUUCCAAUUAUGCAAACUCUGCUUCCAAUAUUGUGAAUGCUACGGAAAAGUGCAAAAUAGAACAAUAUGCUGAACACUGGUGCUCUAAACUUCGGGUUGAAAAAGGAGACUUUUCUAAAUGUCAUGCUAUGGUUGACCCUCAAGAAUACUAUAAGAAAUGCAAAUACUCCACCUGCAUCUCUGAGAAGAGUGAAGACUGCUUGUGUGCAACACUGUCCUCAUAUGUGAGGGCCUGUAUGGCUAAGGGCAUCACCUUGGAAGGGUGGAGAAAGAAUGUCUGUGUUAAGUAUGCAGAAAGCUGUCCUGCUACACAAAUCUUCUCCUAUGGUAUAAAGAGCUGCCAACAGACCUGCCACUCCCUCAGCAUGGGUAGUCAGGCUUGCACUAUGAAUUUCAAACCCAUGGAUGGAUGCUCUUGCCCAGAAGGUUUUUACCAGAAUGACCAAGGGAGCUGUGUGCCUAAGGCAAAGUGCCCAUGCUACCAUAAAGGAGACAGGAUUAAACCUGGAAAAUCUAUAAUGAUACAAGAUGAAAGAUGGCCAAAUGACCUAAAAUGCAGCACUGGAUUCCAGUUAGUUACAAAAAUAGAAGAAUGGAAAUGCUGCCUUGUCUACACCUGUGAGCCAAAGGAUGUUUGUGUCCUCAAUUCUGUGGAAUACCAGGUUGGAGUUCCAGUUCCGCUAGAUAAAUGCCAGACAUGUGUCUGCAGCCAGGAAAUCGAUCCUAAAGAUAAACUACACAUCAUUAACUGUGUGCCUAUGAUAUGUGAUGAGACUUGUGAGCCGAAAAUGGGCACACUUACCUUGAGAGAGGAGAAGGUGUGUCGAAUCUCUGGAGGAGAUGUGGCUUCACGGUGA
Erpetoichthys calabaricus (reedfish) is the source of this 2007-nucleotide messenger RNA. RefSeq names its product mucin-2-like. Gene Ontology annotation, molecular function: protein binding. The record is from RefSeq and is a predicted model, not a curated record. Bases 1 to 2007 code for a protein of 668 amino acids. The transcript has 17 exons. NCBI's taxonomy places the organism in Eukaryota, Metazoa, Chordata, Cladistia, Polypteriformes, Polypteridae. Gene Ontology annotation, cellular component: extracellular matrix.